Molecule: messenger RNA, 1028 nt
Organism: Moneuplotes crassus
Lineage: Eukaryota; Ciliophora; Spirotrichea; Euplotida; Euplotidae
Source: the annotation of a GenBank genome assembly
UUUUGGAGGGUUCUUAAGGGAUUUUGAGGGAUUUUGGGAAAUUUUGGGGUAAUGGAGAUGUAGGAAGUUACAGUGCAGUGAUGGGAUGAGUAGUUGGAAGUAUAAGAGGAGUUAUACACCAGCAGAGAGGAAAGGGUAUGGGUCGAAAAUGUUAGCAGAUUUUCAGAAAUAUUAUGAUGAGCAGGUGAAGAGGAAGUGAAAUAAGUUCAAACUUGGCAAUUUUCAUGAGAGUUUUUAUAUGAAAUUUUAAAAAUAAGAAAAUAUCUAAGAGAAGAUAUACAGAAGUAGCAAAGAAAAGAACUCAAGUUAGAAAGUCAAAUUUAACCAUUACAUAUACCACUGAAGGCACACCUCAAGACCUAUUUUUCAAAUAAACGUAGCAAAAGUGUGCAAAAACUAAACACCACGCUCCAAAAGCUCAAAAAGCCUCAUAAAAUCCCCAAUCUCAAGCCUCUAAACUACCCCUCCAUCAACCCUAAAACUCAACUUCUCAGACAGCCCCUGUUCUCCAAAAUCACAGCCCAGCCGGCUUCAAGCACAGUCUCUGCUCCUCUGCAGUAUUGCCAAGCUGCAAGGACAGGUCGAGGUUUUUGAGAUGGGACUGGUAACAACACAAGUGCCAGGCAAGAGAUUUCAAAAAGAAAUGACAGCAUGAAGCAAGCGAGAAAGACUCAAAUGGGAUUUUAUAAACCGAAUAUGCCUGAGAAAGUGUAUGAUAAUGAAAGUUUACAAAAGUUUGAACGGUUUAUGGAAUCUCAGAAGAGCAAAAGAGAAAAGAUAAAUUCAAUGAAUAAUAUUCCAUCCAAACCCCCAGUUCCUAUCCUCCUUGAAACUAUCAUUGAUCAAAUUCACGACCGUAUAAAGCCUUUGAUCUUGUUCAACUGUUCAGCCAGGAACAGAGGACUUAGCCAAGAUGGAGAUGGAAAGAUGACUCCUUCUUUUAAUGAUCAGUAAUAUAAGGGAGAUUUCAUAAGAAUCUCAUACUUGUCCACAGUGAACAAAUGCUGCAAAUUUGAGGUUCUAAGUAU